UUUCCCGAUGCCAAAUUGCUCUCUAGGAAAGUCUUAACGAUUAUAGUCCCACUGGGGGCGUCCAGAGUGCCCGUUGCCUGUGUCAUCAGCACCAUGGACAUUGCUUUAAAGCUGAUGGCUCACAGUUCUAAAAUUGGGCAAUUCUUUGAUUACAAGUGGGAUUGAAAUUUUUAAAAAUUAUGUUUAUUGGCCUGAAGCAUUUUGCCUUUUACAGAUCUGUUGCUAGUUUCUCUAGGUACGUGUCCCAUUUUUCAAAAUAGAUUUUUAAGACCUCUUUACGUUUUAAGAGCUCUUUACGUUUUAAGAAUAUUAACCUGUUUCCAUUGUAAUCAGUGUUUCACAGGACCUCUGUUCUAAUAUAGUUUUUUAGCGCUAAGGUCCGGAAUGCAAGGUUGCGUACUUACCAUGGACAUUUUCAGUGCUUUGUGGUGCAUCUACCAUGAACACCAGCGGUGGAGGAGCAGCACCGGCCUUCACCGUGAAUACCGUAUUUGCCGUCUUUUGGAGAAAUCACUGGUGGUUUUUGAGACAGUUGUUCUGUGCUUUCUUUAAACAAAGUUUAUUUGAAAGUGGAAACGACUCAAUGCCUAAACAAAUGGUGUUAGCUUUGUCCAAAAAAAAUAUUUGGUUAAUAGAUUUUAUUUUGGUAGAUCCUAAGGUUUUGGUCAGUCCGAGAAAUGAACCUGUAGCUUUAAGUAUUUUCAGAAUCUGCUGCCAACCUAUUUGAUUGGGAAUUAUAUCCUCUAGCUCUCAAAGAAGGUGGCCGGUCGGCUGCUGAGCCCUCUGCCGUGCGGAGAGACGGUUUGCGCCUUGCCCGCGGCCACUAACCAUGACUAUGACCCUCCACACCAAAGCAUCCGGAAUGGCUCUGCUGCACCAGAUCCAAGGGAACGACCUGGAGCCCCUGAACCGCCCGCAGCUCAAGAUCCCCCUGGAGCGACCCAUAGGCGAGGUGUACGUGGACAGCAGCAAGCCUACUGUCUACAACUACCCCGAGGGCGCCGCUUACGACUUCAACGCUGCUGCUGCUGCCUCCGCUCCCGUCUACGGCCAGUCCAGUCUAGCCUACGGCCCUGGGUCCGAGACCACAGCGUUCGGUGCCAACGGCCUGGGGGGCUUCCCUCCGCUCAACAGAGUGUCACCAAGCCCCCUGGUGCUGCUACACCCGCCAACGCAGCUCUCACCCUACCUGCACCCCACCGGCCAGCAGGUGCCCUACUACCUGGAGAACGAGCCCAACGGUUAUGCCGUGCGCGAGGCCGGCCCUCCCGCAUUCUACAGGCCAAAUUCAGAUCAUCGGCGUCAGGGUGGCAGAGAAAGAUUGGUCAGCUCCAGUGACAAGGGCAGCCUGGCUAUGGAGUCUGCCAAGGAGACGCGCUACUGUGCAGUGUGCAAUGACUAUGCCUCUGGCUACCACUAUGGAGUCUGGUCCUGUGAGGGCUGUAAGGCCUUCUUCAAGAGAAGUAUUCAAGGACAUAAUGACUACAUGUGUCCGGCUACCAACCAGUGCACAAUUGAUAAAAACAGGAGGAAGAGCUGUCAGGCCUGCCGGCUGCGCAAGUGCUACGAAGUGGGCAUGAUGAAAGGUGGGAUUCGGAAAGACCGAAGAGGCGGGAGAAUGUUGAAACACAAGCGGCAGAGAGAGGACGGGGAGAGCAGGCACGAAGCCGGGUCCUCGGGAGACAUGAGAGCUGGCAGCAUUUGGCCCAACCCUCCCUUGAUCAAGCACAUGAAGAAGAACAGCUCUGCCUUAUCCUUGACAGCCGAGCAGAUGGUCAAUGCCUUGAUGGAGGCUGAGCCCCCCCUAAUCUAUUCCGAGUACGAUCCUACCAGACCCUUCAGUGAGGCUUCCAUGAUGGGCUUGCUGACCAACCUCGCGGACAGGGAGCUGGUUCACAUGAUCAACUGGGCAAAGAGGGUGCCAGGAUUUGUGGAUUUGACCCUCCAUGAUCAGGUCCACCUUUUGGAAUGUGCCUGGCUAGAGAUCCUGAUGAUUGGUCUCAUCUGGCGCUCCGUGGAGCACCCAGGGAAGCUCCUAUUUGCUCCUAACUUGCUCUUGGACAGGAACCAGGGAAAAUGUGUAGAGGGCAUGGUAGAGAUCUUUGACAUGUUGCUGGCAACAUCAUCUCGGUUUCGUAUGAUGAAUCUCCAGGGAGAGGAGUUUGUGUGCCUCAAAUCCAUCAUUUUACUUAAUUCUGUUGUCCCAGUUUUUCCCUGUUUGCCCUCCCCCGCCCAAUCCAAGCAAGUCAUGGGUCCACCAAGACUCCAGGGAGGAGUGUACACAUUUCUGUCCAGUACUCUGAAGACUCUGGAAGAAAAGGACCACAUCCACCAUGUCCUGGACAAGAUCACAGACACGUUGAUCCAUUUGAUGGCCAAGUCAGGUCUGACUCUUCAGCAGCAGCACCGGCGCCUGGCCCAGCUCCUCCUCAUCCUCUCCCACAUCAGGCACAUGAGUAACAAAGGCAUGGAGCAUCUGUACAACAUGAAGUGCAAGAACGUGGUGCCGCUCUACGACCUGCUGCUGGAGAUGCUGGAUGCCCACCGCCUGCACUCCCCGGGCGGCCUCGAGGGCGUCUCCAUGGAGGAGCUGCACCAGGGCCCGAUGGCCACCGCGGGGCCCCCUUCGUCACAUUCCUUGCACACGUACUACAUCCGUGGGGAGGCAGAGGGUUUCCCUGCCACGAUGUAAGAGCUCCCUGGCUCCACCGAGUUUCUGAGAAUCCCCGCAGCCUUCUGCCCACGUCAUCCACCACGACAGCAAACUCUGCUCCCAAACGCACUCCAGCAUGCAACCACCAACCACUAUGGCUUUAUAAUACGAGUGGCCAUCCGUUUGCUUGCUCAGCUCUUAGCGGCGCGCCUUCUUUUGGGAACAGCCAAAGGGACGCCAGGGCUAAAUUCUUUGUAACAGCUCUCUUCCUCCCUUUGCUGCCUUCUAAGCAUAAGGAUUCCUGCAGCUUUUCAUAACUGAACUCAGUCUAGGAGCUGGGGCUCAGACGAGCCGGGGCAUUUGAGCUCCUUGUCGAGAGCCAGGCCUGGAGAGCGGACAUUUCACCUCUGUGAAGCACUUUUUAACGAAUCUAAGCCACAGGAAAGAAUGGGAAGUGGCUCCUUUAAAUGCUGACUUGGAGAAAGCUAGAUCAAGGGUCUAUUACAGUGUCCUCUUGUAUUCCUAGAGUAACGUAUCAUUGAUUGAAGUAACACUUUAUUGCUCGGUCGCGUGGCUGUAGCCGACUUAUUCAGCGAUUGUCUAUUCAUUUCCCCCGUAGGAAUACAGGGUGCACACAGGGAAGGAAGAUCCCCUAGUUGUCAAGACUUUGUCAACUGAAUACACUGCACCUUCAGAUUUGCUGCACACUCUCUCGUUGGCUUUUGAGAGCACUACGUACAGGUCUUGGGUCCCAGUUAACCCCCGCUUCCCGGGGACCUGUGGAAAAGAGCAAGCUGAUCCCAGUUAAGUCACCUCCCCAUAUGCCAGCAUUCCUGUGAAGGAUAAAAUUCUUGUUUAUUUUUUUUUUAAUUUUUGUUUUUGUUUUAUAAGAGAGAGCCCUCUCCCCACACGGCCUGCAGUGAGUCCGCGUCAGGAUCUGUUGCGGUGUGGUCUCACACAGACAGCAGGGGGCGCUCUGCUUGGAUCUUCCUGGUGUGUAAUUUACACCGAACGUGAAUUAGUCUCGCGUAGAGUGCCCAGCCUGUGACCAAAAGCCCUUUCAAUGAGUGGGCACCCUAGUGACACUGUAAGCCCUGGGGCACUGGGCUAAAAUAGUAAAUGUGCAUGACCAUUGUAGUAGGUACUAGAGGACAGGGAGGAAACGGUUGACACUGGAUGAGUCUGCGAGGCUCAGGGUGGCCCUGCCACGGGCUGCGGCUCCCCAGGACUGCCACACUGCACUGCGGGCUGCCCUGGGCUCCACGGGGCAGCCCUCUCCUCUCCAUUCCCCCGCGCACGGCCCUGAUUGGACGGCUGUACCCCUGCGGUUGGCAGAGCACACUCUGAAGCCAGGGUGGGCGCCGUGGAGUGCAGCGCACCCUACCCUGGCGGCGCCUGGGGCCUGCCCACACGACCCACGUGCCCUUGGUUAUUUAGACAUCUUCCAAAUACAAAGGUUUGGGCUUGGGGGAGUGGAGGAAGAAAAACUUCCCCCAGAGCUCAUUUCAUUAAACUGUAUAAGCCAGAAGAGCAAGACUAGAAUUGUUGAUCUAUAGACAGAAAAAGAAAGUCUCACUCCAGCCACAGGGCAGCCUCAUCUAGGACCUUUGCCUGUCGGGAGAGCAAUUACGGGUUUCCUCUUCUCCGCUGAACAGGAAGCUUGGUUUCCUCCAGUGACCUCACCGUCCAUAAUCUGAACCCUGCUGAGAGGUGAUGUGUCAGCCAAUACCCCAGCCAAGUUUCUAGGGCUUCUCUGGGGAUGCCUAUUUCAAGACGUGGAUUUCACUAAUUUCUAAUUGCCCAGUCGGUGGUCACUAAGGGACUGGGAAUCAGGAAGGGCAACAUUUUUUUUUUUAAAAAAGGGGUAGUUUUUUCCAGAUAUGUGCAUCUAAACUUGGGGGCAAUUUUAUGUAUUGUCCAUUAAGAAUAUGUUUGGAACAUAAUUCUUUUGUUGUUGUUUUGUUUAAGAAGCACCUUCUAUAGUAUAAUAUAUAUAUUUUUUUGAAAUUGCAAUGCUUGUUUAUCAGACAAUUGAAUGUAGUAAUUCUGUUCUGGAUUUGAUUUGACUGGGUUAACAUGCACAACCAACAAAAAUAUUCAGUUUUUUUUCUUUGUAUGCAGUCAUUGAUUGAUGCCUAAGUCCUGGUGAUUAUUCAUUUAAAUGAAGAUCACAUUUCAUAUCAACUUUUAUAUCCACAGUAGACAAAAUCGCACUAAUCCAGAUGCCUAUUGUCGGAUAUUGAGUGAUAGACAAUCUUAUGUAGCAGAGAUUAUGCCUGAAAAGGAAAAUUUAUUCAGGGCAGCUAAUUUUGCUUUACCAAAAUAUUAGUAGUAAUAUUUUUGGACAGUAGCUAAUGGGUCGGUGGGUUCUUUUUAAUGUUUAUACUUAGGUUUUCUUUUAAAAAAAUAAAAACAGACAAAAAAUAUUAGGACUAUAGAUGAUAUAAUACCAGCUAAAUCCAAACAAUGCUACAGUGGAGGGUUUUACAUUAUUCAUCCGAUGUGUUUGUAUUCAUAUUAAGAUACUACUAUAUUUGAAAUGGGCAGAGAAUACCAGAAGGCUGGAAUGUUAGCCCAGGAGUCUCAAGUGAUUAUAGAAAUCUCUUUUUAUUCUUAUUUGAAGUGCCACUAAUGGACAGCUGACACUUUGUAGCUAAUGUGACUGUCCAGUGUAGGGAACAUACUGUGAUUUUCCCCCACGGUGAGGCAAUUGAGAGUUUAAAAGACACGAUCGGCCUGGGGCGGGGGAUGGGGUGCUGUGGAGAAGUGGGCUCAGGAAUCUGGAGAAUGGGAAAUACGGCAAUAGGAGUCUGGAAAGUGUUGUGAGGCGGAUCAAUGCUGGUGUCUGCAGUACACACCAGGGUUCAGACUUCGGCCCUGUGAACCACAAAUCACUAGCACUAUCUGACAGCCAUUUCUGAAAUGACAGCUCGAGUUCCCCGGGAAGGACCGGUGGCAUCUGCAGUCCAGGCCAAGGACUAGCCAGCGGCCUGGGUUCCUGUUGGCCGUUGCCAGGCUCUAGGCUUGCUGUCACGAUUCUGUAAUGCCGUCACGCGACAAUCACAGAGGCUAGUUCAUCCAAAGAGAACACAAAAUCCCUAGGGAAGUGCCAUCUGAGACUAGUUCUCCCAAAUAACUUUGUAAGUAUGUUUAACCGCGUCAAUACCCCAUGCCUUUCCAGGGCCGAACAAACAAGGGCCUUACUGAUAAACUACUUUUGGUCCCAUUCAGGUCUUCUCACCUGUUAACAAUCUUAUAGAUUCCCAUGGCCAUUGAUGUAGGCCACUGGUAUAGAGUACCCCUAGAUGGAACCCAUCCUAGAUCAUUUUCCUAUUCCAAAUCUUCUGCCAACUCUGAGAUGGACCGUGCACAAUGGGAAUGAUCACUAGGGCCGGAGUCAUGUCUAAUAUUCACCAGCAAACCUGCUUUGGGAGAGGAAUUAUUGAAGGCAAGUAGAGUCAUACACUAGCUUAGGAGGCGACCACAGUUCUCUCUGGAGCAAGUCUUGGGAGGAUGGGCCCAGAUCACACCGAGUACUUCCUUAGGUGAACUCCCUGCAAACUUACCCUCAGCUGUAGCAGAUGACUUUCACUGCGGUUCCAAACACCCAUCUUUCUCUUUCAUGUGACUACUCUAACCGCAUUUCCUUUCCAUUUGGAUUUAAGUGAGAGUGGCCUCUUUCUAAGUCGUUUUCAAGUGUUUUCUAAGUAACGGCUGCCUCUAUUAUGGCACUUCAAUUUUUGCACUGUCUUUUAGAUAUUCAAGAAAAAUUUCUAUUCUUUUUCUCACAUCCAAAUGUGCCUGAACUUUUAAAAUAUGUAAAUGCUGCCAUUUUUUAACCCAUCUCGAGUGUGUUUGCACAGAGCUGUGUACCCUGGACACAACAUACAGCCCCAUGAGCAGGUGCCUGAGACACGGACCCCUUUGCAUUCACAGAGAGGUCAUUGGUUACAGAGACUUGAAUUCAUAAGUGACAUUAUGCCAGUUUAUGUUCUUUCAUGACUUAAAAACAAUGCUUUUUGUGCACUACAUACUCUUCAGUGUAGAGCUCUUGUUUUAUGGGGAAAGGCUCAAAUGCCAAAUUGUGUUUGACGGAUUUAUAUGCCCUCUUGCUGACGCAGACCAUUACUGAUGUGAUUCUGUUUUGUUGCAGCUUUGCUUUGUUUAAUGAAACACACUUGUAAACCUCUUUUGCACUUUUCAAAAGUAAAGAAUCCAAUGGGAUGCUCAAGCACCUGUAAACAAUUUUCUCAAUCUAUUUGAUGUUCAAAUAAAAAAUUAGACAAAAGCAA
This is a messenger RNA of Phyllostomus hastatus (greater spear-nosed bat), 6945 nucleotides long. RefSeq names its product estrogen receptor 1 (gene ESR1). Gene Ontology annotation, biological process: steroid hormone receptor signaling pathway; regulation of DNA-templated transcription. Gene Ontology annotation, molecular function: steroid binding; nuclear estrogen receptor activity; sequence-specific DNA binding. The record is from RefSeq and is a predicted model, not a curated record. NCBI's taxonomy places the organism in Eukaryota, Metazoa, Chordata, Mammalia, Chiroptera, Phyllostomidae. The coding region runs from base 830 to 2692 and encodes 620 amino acids. Gene Ontology annotation, cellular component: nucleus. The transcript has 10 exons.